Molecule: messenger RNA, 3231 nt
Organism: Phalaenopsis equestris
Lineage: Eukaryota; Viridiplantae; Streptophyta; Magnoliopsida; Asparagales; Orchidaceae
Product: ATP-dependent zinc metalloprotease FTSH 11, chloroplastic/mitochondrial
Exons: 17
Coding region: 308-2635 (775 amino acids)
Biological process (GO): proteolysis
Cellular component (GO): membrane; chloroplast thylakoid
Molecular function (GO): ATP-dependent peptidase activity; ATP binding; ATP hydrolysis activity
Source: RefSeq, a predicted model, not a curated record
UGCGUCGAAGUUCAGGUGGCCUGCCAGAGAAGCAAAGAAUACGACGGGAAAACUUGAGCUAACCGCUACGCAUCAGAAUCCGCCGAGAGAAUUCAUAUAACCAGUUAUCCUCAUUUCCUAGCGGUUCGCCCUCCCAGUUCCCUGGCUUCGCAAUAGUCAAACAGGGAGAGAGGCCACCGGUUGCACCUCACUCCAUCUCCAGAUAAGGCUCCAGCUUCUGCUGGAUUCUGUGGUCUAGAACCUCUAAACCCUACUCAUAUCUACUUGCGCAUAUCACAAGAUCAAUAGCUCCGGUGAGGCCCCACCCAUGUCCGCCGUUCAAGCGUCACUCCUCUGUCGCCCCUCUUUUCCGCCUGGUUUACACCGUCCGGCUCCCUCUCUCUUACCUCACAGCCGCGUCUCCGUUUCUCCUUAUUCCGUCUCAUUUUCUAUCCCUUACUCCCAUCGCCGGUGCCUGGCUGUCUCUCCAUUUCGCGCAUUGCCUGAGAAACACGAGCCGAAUCCCUACGAAGAUGUUUUAUCUUCGAGUCAGGAAAACAGCGGCCGUGACGAGCCGACCACAAUGGUUGGAGGUUUGGGCUCUGUGGAGAAAUCGUCCGUGGUAGAGGCAAGGGCUGAGGCGCAGCAGAAUAGAUUUCCGUUACUGGUGUUUGUUGUUGGCAUGUGUGAUUUGGUAAGGAGAGGGUUGGGCAGGCUGGCCUUGUUGGAGUGGCUUAACUGGUGGCCUUUCUGGCGUCAGGAGAAGAGGCUGGAGCGUCUCAUUGCCGAGGCUGAUGCGAACCCUAAGGAUGCUAGAAAGCAGAGUGCUCUCCUGGCUGAGCUCAACCGGCACAGACCUGAGUCUGUCAUUAAACGAUUUGAGCAAAGAGACCAUGCAGUUGAUAGUAGAGUGGUAGUAGAAUAUCUGCGAGCUCUAGUUGUCACCAACUCCAUUGCAGAAUAUCUUUCAGAUGAGCAAUCUGGCAAGCCAUCUAGUCUUCCAAUGCUGCUACAAGAGUUGAAGGAGCGCGCAGCUGGAAACGAAGAUGGAUCUUAUCGUAAUCCUGGCAUCUCUGACAAGCAGCCAUUGCAUGUAGUUAUGGUUGAUCCCAAAGCAUCUGGUAAAUCUACAAGAUUUGCACAAGAACUACUUUCAACAAUCAUAUUUACAGUGGCUGUGGGACUGAUGUGGGUAAUGGGUGCGGCAGCACUCCAAAAGUAUAUUGGAAGUUUGGGUGGGAUUGGCACCUCUGGUGCUGGUUCGAGUGCUACCUAUGCUCCGAAAGAUCUGAAUAAAGAAAUUAUGCCAGAAAAGAAUGUCAAAACCUUUAAAGAUGUGAAGGGCUGUGAUGAUGCUAAGCAAGAGCUUGAAGAAGUAGUAGAGUACCUUAAAAAUCCAGCAAAGUUCACCCGCCUUGGAGGGAAGUUGCCUAAGGGAAUUCUUUUGACCGGUGCUCCUGGUACUGGGAAGACUUUACUUGCCAAGGCUAUUGCAGGAGAGGCUGGGGUACCAUUCUUUUAUCGAGCAGGAUCUGAAUUUGAAGAAAUGUUUGUUGGUGUUGGUGCUCGACGCGUGAGGUCCUUAUUUCAGGCUGCUAAGAAGAAGGCGCCUUGUAUCAUUUUUAUUGAUGAAAUUGAUGCUGUUGGAUCUACCAGAAAACAAUGGGAAGGACAUACUAAAAAGACUUUGCAUCAACUGCUUGUUGAAAUGGAUGGGUUUGAGCAAAAUGAUGGCAUAAUAUUGAUGGCUGCAACAAAUUUGCCAGAAAUUCUUGAUCCAGCUUUGACAAGACCUGGUAGAUUCGAUAGACAUAUUGUUGUUCCUAGUCCGGAUAUACGGGGUAGGCAAGAGAUUUUGGAGCUGUAUUUGCAUGAAAAACCUUUGGCUGAUGAUGUGGAUGUUAAAGCUCUUGCUCGUGGUACGCCUGGUUUCAAUGGUGCAGAUCUUGCAAACCUUGUCAAUAUUGCUGCCAUUAAGGCGGCUGUAGAAGGCGCCGACAAGUUAACUUAUGCACAGUUGGAAUUUGCAAAAGACAGGAUAAUUAUGGGCACUGAGCGUAAAACGAUGUACUUAUCCGAGGACUCGAAGAAGCUCACGGCAUACCAUGAGAGUGGACAUGCUAUUGUUGCCUUCAAUACUGAGGGUGCACAUCCUAUUCACAAAGCAACCAUAGUUCCCCGAGGGUCUGCCUUAGGUAUGGUCAUGCAGCUUCCUUCUCAAGACGAAACUUCGAUAAGCAAGAAACAGUUGUUAGCUCGUCUUGAUGUAUGUAUGGGUGGGAGAGUUGCCGAGGAACUUAUAUUUGGCAAAGAGUAUAUAACAACUGGUGCAAGCAAUGACUUACAUACGGCCACGGAGCUUGCUCAAUAUAUGAUUUCAUCAUGUGGGAUGAGUGAUGCAAUUGGCCCAGUACAUAUUAAAGAACGGCCAGGAUCAGAGAUGCAGUCGCGAAUCGAUGCAGAAGUUGUGAAUGUCCUGAGAGAAGCUUAUGAACGUGUCAAGCAGCUACUAAAGAAGCACGAAAAUGCGCUGCAUGCUCUUGCAAAUGCAUUACUGGAGUAUGAAACACUCAAUUCCGAAGAAAUUAGACGAGUCCUCAAUCCUUACCAAGAAGGCCAACUCUAUGAGCAGCAGGAGGAACUUGCAUUGGCUUAGAAAGGGCUGUUCGAAUUCGAAACUAUACUGUACAGUAAUGAAACCACAGGUGACCUCCAUAAAAUUCUUCAAGUCAUUUUUUUCCCUGAUUUUAUACUUUAUGGAAGAUCUGAGAUUCAUCAUCAUAUUCUUAAGAGGACAUUCAUGGCUUAAAGAGAUGGUUUCAGAAUACCGUUGUAGGGAUUCAUAACUUAAAUUUGCUUCAGAGAAAGGUCGGAAAUCUGAGGGUGAACAUCCAAGAGAACUGAGAACAAAAAUGGGUGUUCCUCCUUUGGUAAGAAGCUUGUAUUAGCUUGCUGUUUGUCAUUUAAGUAAUUUAAGUGCUGCAAAUCAGCAAGUUUAUAUUGAUUUUCCAAUUAGUUUUUCUUCUCUUGUUGUCCAAGCUUGAGACCUGGUUUAUCUUGUGCUUCAUGCCUAUAGUUGAGAUGGGUUUUCUGUUUCUUUUAUUUUUAUUUUUUAGUUUGUUUUCUCGUUUGGUAUUUUAGUAUGUUUUUUUGAAUUCAUUAAAGUUUUGUUUUGUAAAUUUAUUGUUAGAGUAGGAACAUUUUUCAGCCUCCGGGCUGCCAGGCUUUUGAUGUAAUUGCUAGGGGCUUGUU